Pyricularia oryzae 70-15 is the source of this 5908-nucleotide messenger RNA. RefSeq lists its product as uncharacterized. Gene Ontology annotation, cellular component: cytoplasm. Lineage: Eukaryota; Fungi; Ascomycota; Sordariomycetes; Magnaporthales; Pyriculariaceae. The record is from RefSeq and is a predicted model, not a curated record. The transcript is spliced from 3 exons. Gene Ontology annotation, biological process: signal transduction; regulation of GTPase activity. The coding region runs from base 662 to 5269 and encodes 1535 amino acids.
GUUCCGGUUGUGGUGCUUGCUGAACAGGCAUUGCUUACCUGUUCCAUUCCCUGUAAUCAAGAGUGAGAUUUCCGGUCAUUUGAAAAUAGCCUACGAAACUAAAUUAUUGCAAGCUUUGAGUAUUGUUUUUCAGUCGUAGGGAGACGAGGAACGAUUCAGAGUCUAGACCUCGACUGCGACACCAGGAGACAAAAAAAAUGAAUAAAAAAGGGCCAAAAACCCUACGAGCCUAUCUGGUACAAUACAGUAGCGUCGGCCUGCAGCUUCAGCGCACGCCCACUACCAACCCAAAAAAACAGAGUGGCCCCGGCAAAAAAAAAAAAAAAAAAAAAGAACCGGUGCGCUGUACGGGCAGUUAGUGCUCGUUAGUACAUGCGACGUCAGUCAGGGUUGUUCAGCCAUCUCGAAACCUCGUCGAGGGCCGUCGCGCGUUAAGCUCUGACCCCCUUCGGCCGUCGCCAAUUGAACUGGGCCUGCUCCAGGGGCCCUUCCAUCCCCGACUCGCAUAGCGGACCUUGUCGCAGCUUACGCACCAGAAGGGCUGGCAACGGCCCGUCAGACGACGCUCUCUGCUUUACUCAUCCUCCACAGCCAAAACCAGACCGGGACAGCCCUACCUUUCUUGGCUUAACACCUGCUCGUGCUGGCGCCUGCCGUCGCGAUGCAGCAACAACAAAGCCUCCGUCUACCGCCCCUGCAACUGCAAAUCAGCACCAUAGAAGCUGCACGAACAUUUCCCUCGACCGAAUACGGCGACAACAACUCCAACCUCCCGACGACACCGACGUCUGACCGAUCCCAUCGGAAGCCCACCACCCCUAGUCCACUCCAUACUACGACGACCGCGGCGUCCGACGACAUUUACAACAGCUCGACCGCUUGCGAUCCGUCGUCUCUGCACGCGAGCAGGGCUAACAUUAUCGACGGCCGACCCCAAAAGGGACAUUUGCUUCCAACGGCCACCAUUGGGCAAACUCAAUUCUGCACUCAACAGCAGAGUUUAGCCAGCACCCCGACCUCCGACGAACCACAUACCGCGUCAUCAUUUCGACGAAUUCCUCAUGAUACCCAGAGUGCACCCGACUUCGUGAGACCUUCGACGCAGCCGGAAGGGUCUCAGGCUUGGCCAGCGAUCACCAUGGCUGGACCUCGAGUGGAAGCGGCCAAGGGUGCCCCUCGUAACUCGUCCAUAGACUCUGCCAUUUCGGCCAUUUCGACCAGCUCACAAUCCCACAAAAAUCUUAAAAGUUCGGUCGACAGCCCAACGGGGCCUUUGGAUAUUGGCAACCUGAUCAAGGCAGCCGGUAGUGCUGAGGCAGUUAUCCAGUAUCUUUUGAAAGAAAAAGCAUCACAAGCACAGCAAAAUUCACAACUAUGGAGGCUCGUGGAUAAGCAAAGGGCCAUGAUCUUGGGCUUAAACAAGGAUUUGGAAAGAGCGUUAAAGGACAAAGAAAAGUAUCGGAAGAAGCUCAAAGAGGUUCUACCCCAAGUACCACCGCUGCCAACGACAGCAUCCUUGGAAAGGUCAAUGACGGACCCAACGACCUCGGGCCGUCCUCCCCAGUUGCAAAAGCUUGAUGUGCCUCUUUCACCUGCCUUGGAUUCCGACAGCCAGAGGCAGUCUCCCAUCGAGGUUGCACUGGCACCCUACCCAAUCACACCUCCAGCAGAUCAACCCAAUGGCCCUCCCACCGCUGUAGGAGAAAUGCUUGAUCCCACCCACACGAUGCCCAAGGCCCACGAGCACGCCCUCGACAAGUACGACCACGAAGCGGAGGAGCGUGAGGCCGAGGACGCCCGCAAGGCGGCCGAAGAACUGGAAAUCCCGAUUCAUCUGGCAAUGCCCCCGACAAGAAGUCCCCCGAGCGAACCGCCGCGGAUGCCGCCUCCCAAACCACCAGCACCUUCCAUGAGCUCCGGUGACGGUCUCAGCCAGUUUCCCCUUCCGCCCGCAGCACCACCACGGAAGCCACCCCCAGCGCCCAUACAAAUACAAACUAAUACCCAGACGUCGACUGAUGACGGCGAGGCCGAUCUCGACUCGACCGAUUCGGAUUUGGAUGGCCUGAUCGGGGUUGCCAAUGGAGCAGACGUUGAGAGGAGAGGGCGACGUAGAACUCGCGAGGAGGACGAGCACGAUAGAGAGAUCAUUGCUCUGAAGGAGGCUGAGAGGCGCAGCCUGUCUAAGAAGAGCAACAAGAGCACGGCAAGCUCCAAGGGCACGCCCAGGGAAAACCUGCCAGUUCCCAAUCUGCCGGCAAGCCCGCAGACCAUCCGACAAGGCAACCAGGCUGAACAUACGUCUAUGUUGACCAUAUUGAAAGCCGGUGAACGAGAACUUGCGCUCCCACCGCCACCGCCAUUGAUCAGCCCUGGUCUUCCUUCGAGCCCUCGGCCGUUCGCCUUGAGUGCAGCCAACUCAUCGUUCAGCUCACCACCACUGUCCCCACGCCAACUUGGUGCUUUUGCGAGUGCCCCAUUGUCUCCGCGGCCACCACGCCAGCCGAUACCGUUACCACUAAACACCCCGCAACAAACACCGCCUUCAGAAGACCUAAAAUCGCCCAAACCCCUGAACAUUGUGAAGAAGGCUAUGGACGCUCUUACGGCGACGAGCCCCACCAAGCCUACGAGCUCGCGUGACAGCCCAGUGGGAGAAGCCCAAGUUUACACUGGCUUUGUCACGGAAGAAUAUCCUGAUCUGCUUCUACCUCCCAAUGCACUUCUAUCGAUCGAAGUCAAGGUGGCCUCAUCACGAAUGAAGCCAUCGCGUGCCAGUCUCCUCUCGCUCACUCAGCUUGAGGAAGACCCCGUAUUCACACUGGCGGUUCUGCUGCGGGGUCAAGGCAGCGAGCUCUGGCGAGUGGAAAAGGAUUCAGUAUCUCUUGCAAAGCUUGAUCAAAGAUUGAAGCAGUGCCCGGCCUUCACCGCCAAAACGCCCGAUCGAUCUCUCUUCAGUGGCCAUGCCCCCGCGAAGCUCGACGCCAGGCGGAUGGCAUUGGACCUGUAUCUUGACGAGUUGUUGAACACACCUUUGGACACGGAAACAGCCAUCGAGCUUUGCAAAUACCUUUCGACGAACACCCUUCCAGCCAACGCAGACGAGACCGGCAUUGCAAUCCCGCGACCCGAUAGCCAGCCACAAAAGACGGGACCUGGCGGUCGUCCCUUCAGGACUGGCUACCUCACCAAACGUGGCAAGAACUUUGGUGGUUGGAAAGCUAGGUUCUUUGUCCUCGAGGGUCCUCAGCUACGAUACUACGAGACCCCCGGUGGUGCCCACCUCGGAACUAUCAAGUUGCAGAAGGCUCAGAUCGGAAAGCAGUCGGCACCUCAAACGAACGGCACGUCUUCUCCCUCGUCGGCCGCAGGCGGGAACGAGGAGAUGGACAACCAAUAUCGCCACGCUUUCCUCAUCCUCGAGCCCAAGAAGAAGGAUCCAUCGUCGAUGACCAAGCAUGUCCUAUGCGCCGAGAGUGACACAGAACGCGACCAGUGGGUGGAUGCACUCCUGCGCUGGAUCGACUACCGAGAUCCCGAGGAGGAAGAGGCCAAGAAGAAGGAGGUAUUGAAGAAGGAGUCAAAGCAGGGCCAAUCAGGCGAUGGGCGUGUUGGGCGUUCAAACUCAAAGCAGAAAAAGUCUGGUCGGCCUCAAAAGUCGCAAGACACUGAAUCCCUAAUUUCUGUAAAUUAUGAGGCCACUCAGCAAGGCGAGAUGCCUCAUUCGGCACCCAACCGCAAGGGCAAUUCAGGGCCAAAUUAUGACCAGCCCUGCCCGACUCCAAUGGGCAUGAGCUCUCAGCAAAACUUUGCCAUCUCGGGUCCUCAGAAUCCCCAGCCUAUCUCGGAUUCGGCCUCUUGGGGAAGUAGGACUGGAGGCGGUGGCCUGGUACCACCCGAUGAAAAGAAGAUUAGGAAGCGCAGCUUCUUCGGCUUUGCUACCAAGCAACAACCCCGUGGCUCGAGCGAUGGCACUGACUCACUGUUCGGGGGAGAGUCUAGCACCGGACCAAGUAUAGCCUCCGGGAGCCACCCUACAGGACCCUUCCGGCAAGUGUUUGGUGCUCCUCUGGCCGAGGCUGUGAGGUAUAAUGCGCCAUUUGAUGUCAAGGUUCCCCUCCCGGCGGUCGUCUACCGCUGCAUCCAGUAUCUCGAAGCAAACAACGCACUGAACGAGGAGGGCAUAUUCAGGCUCAGUGGAUCGAAUGUGGUCAUCAAGCAGCUCCGUGAGCGGUUCAACACGGAGAGCGACGUAAACCUCAUCGCUGACGAGGCUUACCACGAUAUUCAUGCCGUGGCAUCCCUCCUCAAGCUAUACCUCAGGGAGCUUCCGACGACGAUCCUGACGAGAGAUCUUCACAUGCACUUCGUUUCGGUAACCGAGAUGCCCAACUCGGCUGCCAAGGUUGCCGCGCUGAACGAGUUGGUUGACAGGCUGCCUACUGCAAAUGCCACUCUCCUCAAGUACCUGAUUGCCUUCUUGAUCAGGAUCAUCAACAAGUCAAACAUCAACAAGAUGACCGUCCGCAAUGUCGGUAUCGUCUUCUCCCCGACCCUGAACAUUCCCGCUCCCGUGUUCGCCAUGUUCCUCCAGAAUUACGAAGGCAUAUUUGGUAUCGACGCGGAGCAGUACGAGCUACCUUUGCAGCGAGACGGCCCGGGAGAGCAGUCUAGGUAUCAUGAAGAGGACACCCGUAGCGUCGACAUGAACGCGGCGCCUAUGCAACGACCGGCGGGCCCCAGGCGCCCGUCGAUGGCCUCAAUUGAGCAGGUGCGCCCAAUGACUUCGGGUCAGGGCGGCUCACCUCACCGCCAGCGCUUGGCGGAGCAGGAGCGGCAGCGAAGCUCGCCGGAACCCAGGAUAGGACUGGGUCAGCUUACCAAUAAUCAGAUGAGGUCAAACCCGAAUCCCCCACAGCAGCAGCAACCGCAGCAAUCGGUUUACGAUCCGCAGUACUUGUCGCAACAGGGCUACCAAGGCAUCCCCACUGCGAUUUCCAACAGACCCGCUUACGAAGGGGGCUUUGCGAUGCCGCAGAGUUUUGACAUGUCGCAGCUACACACACCAACGGGACCCCGGAUGGUCAACCCGGGAUACGACAGGCCAUUGUACGAAGGCAGCGCUUCUGCUAGCAGUGGAUAUGACGCCUACAACCCUGGCAGCUCGAGGUCUAACCGCCGUGAAAGCGUCCUGAUGGGUGGCGCCAUGAUGGGAGGGCUGAACAACCAAGGCUCGAGGAGCCGUCUAAACCAUGAGACUCGCUACUAGACGGGAACGCAUACAGAGUGAUUUUUUAGUUUCUUUCUGAAGUAUUAGAAAAUUUCUCCAGAAGACAACGUUUCAGUGCCAAGAUAUUUCUAAAUACCCGGAUAAGCCUCACUCAUAAUUUUUGACCUUAUUUUUUGUUUUUGUUGUUCACAUAUACCUGGGGAGGAGACUGCAUUUUGGGAGCAGAGUCUAAAACGGUUCUUUUAUUUCACAUUUCCCUAUUGCUUCAGAGAUACCACUUCUGCUGGCUUUCUGAUUUAUUGUUCAGAAGACGAAGUUUAUUUUCCAACCCCUCUUAGCUGUUGCUUUUGACCAUGCCUUUGAUUUUCUUCUCUCUCAUAUUCCCAGGGCUGGUUCUUUUCUUUUGGAAUGACUGUGGCUUUUCAGACCUAUCAAACUGCUUUUUGCAUCUCCAUUGUUUUUUUUUUUCUGGGUGGCUUUCUUUUUUGCACUAAAUUCCAUGUAUACCUAGGUCGAACAUUCAAGAGCGCGACUGUCAUGUAAACGAGAAAAAAAGAAAAAAGCAAACCCACGCAUGACGAUAAUAUUGGACUUAGCUAAUCAAUGUCAUGAGCUCACUCCAGGCGGGGACUCGGGUACUUUUUUGCAUACAUGUUGCUUGGUUUAUUUGUGAAGAUG